AUGACGGACAACUAUCGUUUCCAUGCGUUCAAGACCCACCAAGUGCGACGAAGACGGGCCGUAGUUGUGUGCAUCUGGUGCCAUGAGAAGAAGAUCAAGUGUGAUCUCCAAGAGACCAGUGGAAAGGGAUUCAGUAAAUGCACCAACUGUGCCACUACCGGCAUUGACUGCAGUGUUCGGCCCUCGAGGAGAUGCAAGCGACGGCAAACUAGGGCUCCAGAUGGUAGCAUUCCCGACAGCUCCCGAUACAGGCCUCCAACUGGCGCAGAGGCGGAUGGCAGCUCUGUCAACCCGCUUCCAGUUGCUACCUCUGGUGGUGAUAAUGGAGAUCGUUUUCCGCUCUUCCCACUCAGUGAUAUCUGUGAUCCGUCGCCCCAUUCGAUGAGUGAUCGGGAGCCUUUACCACGGCCCCAGCAAUCAGUCCAGCCGACGCAAGGCGAUCUCCCCAUUGGUGAUUCAGUCUCUGGCCCCAGACCGGGAGACGCUGCAGACAGCUACCUGGGCGAGCCGGGAUACGGGGUGGUCUAUGGAUCGGAGAUUAGAAACGAUGCAGAUGGUCAACGGAGACACAGUAAUGUCCUUCCUGAGAGCGUCGAUCUUCCCCCGCCUGAGCUGCAGCAGGGCUUCAAAGAGACAUUCUUCGAGUAUUGCUAUACGUGGUGCCCAGUGCUCGACCGCGAUACGAUCCAGUCUGACCUGGAAAAGUCACCUCUCGUGGUCAACGCCCUCUCGUUGGCGACCAGUCACAUCUGUCCGCCGGUGAUCAAGCAUGCAGAGCCUGCGACGUACUACGACAAAGUCAAGCAGCUCUUCUACGGGGACAAAGAACCGAACCUCUUGAUGUGUCUCAAAUCAAUUGCGUUGGUGUAUUGGUGGAGCCCACGGCCCCCUUCACGGGUGCACAGGGACUCGUCAUGGUGGUGGACGACCGUCGCUAUUCGGCAUGCACAGCACGGCGGUUUUCACCGUGAGCCUAAGCAGGGACAGUUGGUCCAAUCAAUGAUCAAUCCUGGACUGCGACGCAGGCUCUGGUGGACUUUUUUUGCUCGCGAGCGAUUGACUGCCAUAUGCCAAUGUCGUCCCUGCGUGAUCGAUACAGAGGACUGCAACAUUCCGUUUCCCACUUUAGAUGACUUUCCAGAAAAAACCCUCCAAGCGGAAGUGUUCAUCCGCUGGGUGAAGCUGUGCGACACCAUCGGAAACAUCGCCAAACACCUGCAGCGCACAAGUAAUAACAUGAUAUCGCACUUCCCAGUCGAUCUGGCCAAGGAACUCAUGAACUGGGCGCAGUCCCAGCCGGAACAUCUCUCUCUACCCAUUGCGUCCGAUCGGACGGUCACCUUCAAUCGCGACAUCCAUCAGCUGCAUCUCCCGUAUCUCGCCGUGGUGAUCGUCCUGCAUCUGAGCCAGACGCCGCUGCCGCUGCCUCGGGCGUACCCGGCUGCGAUACUCGCGGCCUCGUGCAUUGCUCGCAUCCUGAAGGAUUGCCUGAUGCGAGGCCGGGUGCGGUAUCUCAUGGGCAUUUCCUGCUGGUACUGCGGAAUGGCCAUGCUCGCGUUGCUGCAUGCCCGCCAGAUCAAGCACCUCUCCCGGUAUGCUGACGAAGACAUACAGAUCGUGCUUCUCGCGCUAAAUGAGCUGAAGCUGAUGUGGCCGACGGCGAAUAUUUUCCUGCAGGGGUUUGACCGUCUCAACAAGAACCCGUCUUCUGAUGUAGGGCAGGAAGAGGAUCUGUUUGACUUGGAGGAUAUCAGUACGCUGCAUGGGAUUGACUGGGCCAAUUACUUCCCCUUCGCUUCGCCCCAGACAAGUGGGCUGGCGAACAUCCUGCUGGGGAACAGACAGAUGGAGCUGCCGAUUGAUCAGACGGGGCUGGAGUUGACGGCGUUUGAUUUGACCAAUCUGUUUGAUCACUUUGAUAGUUUCUGUAGUUCUUUUCAACCGGUGGUGUGA
Aspergillus terreus NIH2624 is the source of this 1953-nucleotide messenger RNA. RefSeq lists its product as uncharacterized. The transcript has 4 exons. The record is from RefSeq and is a predicted model, not a curated record. NCBI's taxonomy places the organism in Eukaryota, Fungi, Ascomycota, Eurotiomycetes, Eurotiales, Aspergillaceae. Gene Ontology annotation, biological process: DNA-templated transcription; regulation of DNA-templated transcription. Bases 1 to 1953 code for a protein of 650 amino acids. Gene Ontology annotation, molecular function: DNA binding; DNA-binding transcription factor activity, RNA polymerase II-specific; zinc ion binding.